Messenger RNA from Didymosphaeria variabile, 678 nucleotides. RefSeq lists its product as uncharacterized. Lineage: Eukaryota; Fungi; Ascomycota; Dothideomycetes; Pleosporales; Didymosphaeriaceae. Bases 1 to 678 code for a protein of 225 amino acids. The transcript has a single exon. The record is from RefSeq and is a predicted model, not a curated record.
AUGCCUCCUCCCACUUACGCAACCAAGAUCGACAAAGUCGAGCCCUUCAACCUUUCUUCUCCCGCAGGGAAAGACAUCUGGCGCAAGCCCCCCUCGCACAAUGUCAUCGACGCGCCCACAUACCCUUCACCACUCCCCCAAUACGACUUGAAGUCCUUCCAAAAAGCUCGUCUCACCUUCGCCCUCCCACCGGGCAAAGACCUCCGCCAGUACGACCAAGCCGGCUUGCUACUCUCUUUCACUCGGGACGACGCACCACUCGGCUCCGGCAAAGACAAGUGGCUCAAAACCGGCAUUGAAUGGUACUACGAGAAGCCGUAUCUCUCCACUGUUGGCUGCGACAAUUGGGCCGACUGGAGUAUCACGCCUCUCCAGGACUUUGCGGGGAACGACAGCAGACCGAGUGCAACGCUUGAAGUUAGGAGAGAGAAUGAUCAGCUUGGGAAGAGUCUGUGGGUGUAUCAGAUCAUUGAGGAUGAGAAUGGGGAGGAGAUUGAAAGUCGACCGUUGAGAGAGGUUAAUUGGAUUUUCGCGCUGGACGAAGAGGGUUGGAAGAUUGGUGUUGGCGGCGCGGUUGCGCGCCCGAACAAGGAGUUGGGAGAUGAGGAAUUGACGGCUGAGUUUGCAAAAGGGGUAGAAGUAGAGCUUUUGGAUUAUUCGAAGAAGCUGUCAGACUAA